This is a messenger RNA of Drechmeria coniospora, 435 nucleotides long. RefSeq lists its product as uncharacterized. The transcript has 2 exons. Lineage: Eukaryota; Fungi; Ascomycota; Sordariomycetes; Hypocreales; Ophiocordycipitaceae. The record is from RefSeq and is a predicted model, not a curated record. The coding region runs from base 1 to 435 and encodes 144 amino acids.
AUGAAGGCUGCGACGAUCCUGUGCUUUGCCGCCACGGCCCUCGCCGGCGCCAUCGAGGCUCGCAACGGCCACUGCGGCGGUGACAACUGCGCCCGCCAGGUGACGGGAACUCGCGACGGCCUGACGCCCAUCGAGUCCCGCAAGGCCGACUGCACGAGUUUCAUGCGGUCGACGGUCCUGCCCGACGCUGUCACCACCACCGUCACCGUCACCCUCGACCCGUCCCAGACGGCGCCCAAGCUCCGACGCGAUGCCACCACCGUCGCCACGGCCACGGCCUCUGUCGUGCCCGCCUACGCCUCGGGCUGCAAGGCCGCCAGCGCCUACUCCUCGGCCUGCGCCUGCUGGGGCAUCACGGCCCAGCUGGCGACGGGCCCGACGCCGACCAAGACGGCCACCGUCACCGUCACCGGCGACUUCUGCGAGGACCUGUGA